AGCGGUGACGACCUGCCCACGAGAACAUGCCCCUCGCGAAGGACCUCCUGCACCCGUCCCCGGAGGAGGAGAAAAGGAAGCACAAGAAGAAGCGCCUGGUGCAGAGCCCCAACUCCUACUUCAUGGACGUGAAGUGUCCGGGGUGCUACAAAAUCACCACCGUGUUCAGCCACGCGCAGACGGUGGCGCAGAAAGAUCCAAAGUCUGAUGCUGCAAUCACUCAGACUUUGGAUUUCUUCCUAAAUUUUGAUAUUCAAGUUUCUUCAUGA
This is a messenger RNA of Suricata suricatta (meerkat), 269 nucleotides long. RefSeq names its product 40S ribosomal protein S27-like. Bases 27 to 269 code for a protein of 80 amino acids. Gene Ontology annotation, molecular function: structural constituent of ribosome; RNA binding. Gene Ontology annotation, biological process: ribosomal small subunit assembly; translation. Gene Ontology annotation, cellular component: ribosome; cytosolic small ribosomal subunit. The record is from RefSeq and is a predicted model, not a curated record. The transcript has a single exon. NCBI's taxonomy places the organism in Eukaryota, Metazoa, Chordata, Mammalia, Carnivora, Herpestidae.